Arachis ipaensis is the source of this 849-nucleotide messenger RNA. The record is from RefSeq and is a predicted model, not a curated record. Lineage: Eukaryota; Viridiplantae; Streptophyta; Magnoliopsida; Fabales; Fabaceae.
AUGAAAAGAGGGAAAGCGUUCUCCUGCUCACUCUUAAACUACUUCCUCCUAAUUACCACAGUUUCCUCCGCCGCCGUGGAUGAUAACAGAACAUGUGGCCAAUCUUCGUGCGGCAAAGUUACUAACGUAAGCCAUCCUUUCCGGCUGAAGGAUGAUCCACAAAACUGUGGCGAUCCGAGCUACGAGCUGGCUUGCGAGAAUAACAUCACCGUGCUAUCUUUGUUACCGGGGAGAAACUACCAUGUUGAAUCAAUAAACUACAACAACUUCACAAUCCGACUCGUAGAUCCCGGCAUCUCAGGGGAGGAUUGUUCCACGCUUCCUCGCUAUUCCUAUUUCGGGACAAAUCUUCAACAAUUAUCAUAUGACGGCAUUCAAGAACGAGAGGCUUAUUUUCGUAAUGGCUCCACAUCAGGAACGGAAUAUGUAACAUUAUUCUAUAACGUGGUUUUCUUGGAGUGCAGCAAUCCGGUGAGGGACGAUCCACGAUAUGUGGACACUGCCCCUUGCAUUAAAGAAGACCAUCAUGUUUAUGCUGUUUUUGGAGACUUGGCGGUAGUUGAAUUAAGAGAUGGUUGCCGUGUGAAGCUGUUUGCUGCCGCUUCAGCCUUAAUGAGCCCCGACCAAAACUGUUCAUACGCCGAGAUUCAUAGGACGCUCAAUUAUGGAUUUGAGCUUUCAUGGCUAAAGGGUGCUUGUGAACAUAAGUGUAAUAGCAGUAUGCAUUAUGCUUGCUCAAUCGACCAAACCGCUCAAAGUAGUCUCACUCUUACAUGUGUGGAGGAAAAGAUACACGGCUUAGGCUGUUACACAUCACUUCUGCAAAAAGAAUGUGGUAACAAUCUAUAG